AAUCAGAGCGACGCGCUGCUUCUCUCCCCGAUGGUGGAUUAGCCACAAUAGGCUCCACCGCAGACUGCAGCGCUGCACCGCCGUCCGUCAAGUCGCACUUGCGCUCCACGUUGCUUCAAGCAGGGCCGGAGCUAGGAUGUUCAGGACGGCGCACUACCCGAGCGCGGACCCAGCGCCUACCGCCAUGCACGGCGCCUGGUGGCUCGCCGGGCACAACGCGGUGCCCGCCCCCUCAGCGGUGGCCCUGGCCGCGGAGAAGCCCAAGAAAAACGCCUUCAGCCUGGCUAAAAUCAUGUCCCUGGGCGGAAAGAAAAGCCAGCACGGCGUCGACGCGCACAACAACAACAAUAAUAACACGCCCUUCGCCAUCCACUGUCAUAUCGGCAAGGAAAUCAAGCACAUUUGCAGCAACUGCAGCCGCGGGAACGACACGCAGGACGCCGAGGAGGUCGAGAGGCUGGCCGUGAUGCGAUCCGAGUCGUUGGUUUCCGGCGCCCACACGCCGCCCAUCCGAUGUCGGAGCAGGCUGGCCACGCUGGGACGCCUCCUCAAACCCUGGAAAUGGAGGAAGAAGAAGAGCGACAAGUUCAAGCAGACUUCGGCCGCACUGGAGAGGAAGAUGUCCAUGCGCCAAACUCGAGAUGAGCUGAUCAAGAGGGGAGUGCUAAAGGAGAUCUUUGAAAAAGCAACAGGUGAAUUUCGCUCCUCCAUGGACGGCGGAGUCUGCGCUCAGGAGCCCCCCAUCAAGUCGUCCAUGCUCCUAGCCCCCAAGAAGUCUGUCAGCUACGCAGGCGACCUUCAGGACAACCCCGCCAAGCCGCCGCUGUACCACAAACAGCCGCCGGCUCUCCCUCCCAAGCCUUUUGCUCGCAUCCCAAACCAUUGCACAGAUUCUUGCCAGCCAAUGAAGUUGCCCUGCAUGCCCGGGGCAAAGCACUCGCCGCCCCUCCCGCCCAAGAAAGUCAUGAUUUGCGUGCCUCCGGGUGGACUGGACUGCGCCACGUCCCCGUCUCCCUCCCCCAACCCCCUCGGCGGUAUGUCCCAAAAGUGCGGCCUAGCCCAGGUGAUGCCGGGCCACCACGGCAGCCUGCUGCCCUCGCAGUUUGCCGCGCUGUCGGCUCUCCACCAGAACCACGGUCAUCCUCUGCAGCUGCAGUACGGCAGCUUGCACGGGCCGAGCCGCAUCAUCGAGGAGCUCAACAAAACGCUGGCGCUGUCCAUGCAGAGGUUUGAGAGCUCUUUGCUACACGUCAGCAGUCAGUGCGCUCCUCAGGACAGACGGGAAGUGCCGUCGGUGAUCGUUGACUACGAAGACGACAAGGAAAACAUGCCCAGCGAAUCUGACUAUGAAGAUCUGCCUAGCAUGUACAAGGAUGAGGAUGACGUGGAUGACGAUGACUACGAUGAGGACGACGACUCCAUAUUUACAAGCACGCUGGCUCAGAAGGUGCUCCGCAAAGACUCGCUGGCUAUCAAGUUGAGCAACCGUCCGUCCAAGAGGGAGCUGGAGGAGAAGAACAUUCUGCCAGUGCAGACGGAUGAGGAGCGGCUGGAGUCCAGGCAGCAGAUUGGCACCAAACUCACGAGGCGCUUGAGUCAGAGACCGACGGCGGAAGAGCUGGAGCAGAGGAAUAUCCUCAAACCACGCAACGAGCAGGAGGAAAUCGAGGAGAAGCGGGAGAUCAAGCGACGGCUGACUCGCAAGCUGAGCCAGAGGCCCACCGUGGAGGAGCUCAGACAGGCCAAAAUCCUCAUCCGAUUCAGCGACUACGUGGAGGUCUCAGACGCCCAGGACUACGACCGGCGGGCGGAUAAGCCCUGGACCCGACUCACCGCGGCUGACAAGGCAGCUAUACGAAAAGAGCUCAACGACUUCAAGAGCAACGAGAUGGAAGUGCACGAGUCGAGUCGUCAUUUAACCAGGUUUCACCGACCAUAGUUGACCAUCACUGCGUCAAGCAGUGCUGCAGGGGUAGAACCUUAAGUGCUGGACAGUCAAACGGUGCCCGUUUUCUUUGAUAAGGUCUUCUCAAUGCCUUUUUGCCCCCCCCUUCUAGACAAUCCCGUCGGUACGACACCCACCAACCAGUUAGGCCACCACCCGCUGUAGUAGCACGUCAGUCACUUCAGCCAACCCGUUUUGUGGAAUUAGCUCACUGAAACGUCGCCACGCUGAGCUCUCAGGUAGGCGCUCAGCUGUCCGUUUACUGGCUUCAGGCGGAGACAGAACAUUAGUCACCGGCAGACUUGUCACAAUGCUUCAUCUUGAUGAUGAUGUCCCCCCCACCAUGCUCCUGAACUGUGCAGGAGGAUGCAGCGUUGCCACAAGGGGGGGCCAUCCAUCUUCCACCGCAUUGGCGGGGAGAAAGUCAUGUCACUUUGUGCAAUACAGUAUUUGAUUUGGUUGCAACGCUAUAGCGUCCUCUACAGUUCUGUUCUUCCCAUGUCCUGUACUGUACCGACACUGUUGUCAUCCAAGUCGCUAACUGUGAAUCCGGGGGGGGUUGCUCUCUCCAAAUGUACAUUUUGUUUAUAUUGAUCAAGUCACAAAUUAUAUUUCAUUCACUCGUGUCAGAAUUGUGUACAUUUUAUGUAAAAAAAAAAAAAAAAUGCAUCUGACCGAUGUGCAUAUGUUUUAUAUUUCAUUUUUUAAAUAUUUUUGGGGGGAGAUCGAGGCUUAAAUGUAGAUGUCGCUGGUCUUUGGGUGGAAGUAUUUUGACAUAAUACCAAGAGCAAGACUAAUUGCAGUGUUUUUUGUCUUUUUUUUUUUUAUAUUAGUAUUUAUCCCUCAUAACCUGCAUUUUAUUGUAUGCUUUCUUUUUACAAGCAAUAGCCUUUUCUCAUAAAGGGUUGAACAAUAUGCCACUGUCUUUUUUUUUUUUUUUUUUAAACAGUGCUUAUGCAGUUUAUGCAUUAUUAUUUUCGACAGCGUUGUGUGCCAGGAUGAAGUUUCCUGCUGUCAUCUCCACUGAGCCAAUUCGAUAUCUGCCUCAGUACAAAUUGAACAUAGCCACAAUUCUGGACAAUAAGUGCAUUUUAAUGGACUGAUUUUUAAACUUCCUCAUUCAAGUCAUUUGCACUGCCACUAAAGCUUUGUGGGCACUCCAUGUUUUUUUUCUGUAAUACAUUGAAUUAAGAUGUGAAUUGUAUGUCAGGUGUGGGAAAUAUAGUAUGUCUUCUCCCUUGGAGAUUAAUUUCAAGCUGUGUGGUUUGCAUGGGUGUUGUAUUCAUUUGGAGCACAGGUCAGUUCACUUUGUAAAAGAGUUUUGCCGGUCUACUAGCCUCACUGAUAUUCAAAACAAAAAAAGGAAGGAAAAUGAACUCCGCAAUAACUUUUUCCUUCUCAUAUGGAAAUUGGAGACGCUCAAUACAUUUCAAAGUGUUAUUCCACUCCCUCGGCCAACCCUUUUGGAAUACAGAAUGCCAUGUAAAAGAUACAUAUUGCAAAUUAAAAUCCCAUUUCUGAAUGCA
This is a messenger RNA of Syngnathus acus (greater pipefish), 3471 nucleotides long. RefSeq names its product phosphatase and actin regulator 1-like. Bases 137 to 1939 code for a protein of 600 amino acids. The transcript is spliced from 12 exons. NCBI's taxonomy places the organism in Eukaryota, Metazoa, Chordata, Actinopteri, Syngnathiformes, Syngnathidae. Gene Ontology annotation, molecular function: actin binding. The record is from RefSeq and is a predicted model, not a curated record. Gene Ontology annotation, biological process: stress fiber assembly; cell motility.